AUGGUUCACACAAUACCCGUCGAGAUCGACUACAUCAGCGUUCGCGAUGAUGGGUCGCUGAUAGUUGGAGGCGGUGGCCAAACAUACAAAACAUCUCCAAACCGAGAGAUGAUGGUUGACAAUGCAGACGACUCUUACUUUCCAGAAGAGACUAGGCAGUAUUUUGUUGGGUAUGCGAAUCGGAACUACAAGUCUUUGGCAGACGCUAAAUUUGUCAACGACUACACGUGGACUGGGUGUAUGGGCUUCACAGAAGACGGGUUUCCUUUUGUUGGUGACUUGACGG
Messenger RNA from Ogataea angusta, 286 nucleotides. RefSeq lists its product as uncharacterized. The transcript has a single exon. The annotation marks the transcript as partial. Lineage: Eukaryota; Fungi; Ascomycota; Pichiomycetes; Pichiales; Pichiaceae. The record is from RefSeq and is a predicted model, not a curated record.